AAAUGAAUGUUUUUAAAAGGAAGCAUUGCCCAUUGUGGAUUGUAUGUUUAAUUUGUGUUUUUCUGAUGGCGUCGCGGACUAAUGCCGCGGCUGGAUCGCAAGGUGUGCCAACAUGGAUGUGUCUUGGACUAAGAUCGCCAUUUAUUGAAUUUGGAAGUCAAGAGGAACAGCUGGCGAAUACAAGUAUUCCUCUUAAUAUCACUAAAGAUGAACAAGCAUAUAUGCAUCAAGAGGGUCUGCGUAAACUUGGUACUUUUAUAAAACCUGUAGAUUUGCGAGACUCUCAGACUGGUUUUGUAAAAGCAGAUCUCACUAAAAGACUGACAAAUGAUCCGCCAAGAUCUCGCCGGAUUCAUCCGAUACAGGAAGAAAUGGAUCAGAAACAAAUUGUACUUCUUGAUGAUGAUACUGAUGAAAAUGGUCUGCCCGCUAGCUUAACUGAUGAGGAUCGCAAGUUUAUAGUGCCAAUGGCACUAAAAAAUGCAUCACCUGAUCCUGGGUGGCUUGAUUCUGCCUCUUCCCAUCCACCAGUUGUAAAAUCGACAUUCGUAGCCGCUUCCAAUACACAACGUCGAGCCACGCAAAUAGCACAUAGCAGUACAUCGACGAAACUAGAAGUGGACCCUACUUCCAAUAUAGACGAUUUGAAGAAGCACAUACUAUUCUUGCACAAUAUGACUAAAACCAAUACAAACUUUGAGUCAAAGUUUGUUAAAUUCCCAAGCUUGCAAAAAGACAAAGCUAAGCAGUCUGCUGGUUCACCAACGAACGUGAAACGUCCGCCUAGACCGGUUUUCCAAUAUGCAGCGCCGAUAGCGCCGCCCACACGCAAAGUUCCGCACGGCGCACAUACUCCAGGUCAACAGCCGUUUGGCGGUUACUACCAUAACGAUGAAGAUAUAAAUACUUUGUCGUCUUUUCUUAAACCAGUUGCGGAUACCAAUGAUUCUGCUCAAAGCGAUGGGAAUAGAAAGUUGGAUAAUAUUCCCAUAGUGCCUCAAGUACACUUGUUGAAUGAGGAUGAGUCAACGACCCGGUCAACCACUGAAGAGACAGUGCCCACCAUAGUAAGUCCAGGAAAUUUGGAACCGGCACGCACAACGAAGCGCCCGGCUUGUCUUCGUAAUCCAGAAUCACCAAAAUGUAUACGUCAGCGGCGACGAGAAGAGCAACAGCGCCAACGGGAACGAGAUGAGUGGUUUCGAGGUCAAUCAGAAUACAUACAACCUCGGUUUCAGCCUAUCAUACAAACGAUCAAUAAUACUAGACGUUUCGCUGUCUCUAUUGAGAUACCAGAUUCCUUUAAAGCACAUUCCGCCUUGACUUCACCAUUCGACGAAGCAGAGGAUGAAAGGCUGAAUCGUAUGAAGCGCUCGCAACCAAGCGGUCAGAAAGCCAUGAAAGAAAUCACUGAAGGCUCAGCUGAAAAGAAAUUUGAUAAACUGGCUCGUGAAACUGAUUAUUUCGACCGAGAUAUUGUGAUGACAUCGGCAGAUGUCGCAAGUGAAAGCGAUUUCCUGAUCGCUAAGAUGACUCAAAACGGCUUGGUAUCACCUAAAGAACAGUACAAUGAUACAACUUCAAGACUAAAUGCCUACUCAGAAAAAAUAGACCUAAAUCCUAAUAGCUGUUAUAAAAUCAAUGGCUUAAGCUACGGCCAGAAAAAACAAUGUGUAAAGCAUACUAGUGUUAUGCCAGCGAUUAGUCGUGGUGCCCGUGCAGCUAUUCAAGAGUGCCAAUUUCAAUUUAAAAGUCGUCGCUGGAACUGCAGUACAACUAACGAUGAAACCGUUUUUGGUCCCAUGACAAGUUUAGCGGCACCAGAAAUGGCAUUUAUUCAUGCUCUUGCAGCAGCAACGGUGACCAGCUUCAUUGCCCGUGCGUGUCGAGAUGGCCAGUUAGCGUCGUGUGGCUGCUCGCGUGGGAAUCGGCCUAAACAGCUUCACGACGAUUGGACGUGGGGGGGUUGUGGUGACAACCUGGAAUACGCUUAUAAAUUUGCUACCGAUUUCAUCGAUGUGCGUGAGAAAGAGGCUCACCGUGAAACUCGCGGCGUUCGUAAAAGGACUCGCGAAAUUACCUUGAAGACUUUAAUGCAGGCUGACGCAACGUUCUUGAUUAACGCAAAAAAUGACACUAUCGAUAAUUCGUCAAAAGAACUCAGUAAAAAGUCGAGUGCUAACAAUAAUUAUUUACGUAAAGACCUUGUGGUAACAGCAACUCCAUUAAAACUUCAAAAAAAGGAGAAUAGUGGACCAGGCUUACCAGAUGAUCUAUUCGAGCUUCAGCAACGUAUUACGAAAGAAAUACUCAAUUCAAAAUUGGAGGGAAGGGAAAUGCUGGUAUUGCAGGAAAAAAUUUGUCGAGAGAUUUUAAACUCGAAAAUUUUUCAAGCAGACGGUAAAAGCAAACGACGGAAACGGAAGCGGAAGAAUCAACGGGCUGUAGUCGAAGACGCGCCUAUUGCUAGCAACAAUGACAGAGUAAAUUAUGUGGAUGGAGUGGAUACUUUAACCACAACAACUACCAAGGCUAGAAGCCUAAUGAAUUUACAUAACAAUGAAGCAGGUCGUCGGGCCGUCAUUAAAAAAACUCGAAUAACUUGCAAGUGUCAUGGAGUCUCUGGAUCAUGCAGUUUAAUUACCUGCUGGCAGCAAUUAUCAUCUAUAAGAGAAAUUGGUGAUUAUCUGCGGGAGAAAUACGAAGAGGCAACCAAAGUGAAGUUAAAUAAACGAGGACGCCUUCAGGUUAAGAAUUCGCAGUUUAAAGUACCCAAAGCGCACGACCUUAUUUACAUAGAUGAAAGUGCCGACUGGUGUCGAAGAAACUAUGUUCUGCAUUGGCCUGGUACGCAUGGACGGGUUUGUCACAAGAGCUCGUCGGGUCUAGAUAGCUGUGCCAUACUUUGCUGCGGUCGAGGCUAUAAUACCAAAAAUAUUGUCGUCCAUGAACGGUGUAAUUGCAAGUUCCAUUGGUGCUGCCAGGUUAAAUGCGAAGUUUGUACAAAGGUACUGGAAGAGCAUACAUGUAAAUAGAAUA
Molecule: messenger RNA, 3039 nt
Organism: Drosophila miranda
Lineage: Eukaryota; Metazoa; Arthropoda; Insecta; Diptera; Drosophilidae
Product: protein Wnt-5-like
Exons: 9
Coding region: 3-3035 (1010 amino acids)
Biological process (GO): multicellular organism development; neuron differentiation; cell fate commitment
Cellular component (GO): extracellular region
Molecular function (GO): cytokine activity; frizzled binding
Source: RefSeq, a predicted model, not a curated record